Molecule: messenger RNA, 1590 nt
Organism: Fonsecaea erecta
Lineage: Eukaryota; Fungi; Ascomycota; Eurotiomycetes; Chaetothyriales; Herpotrichiellaceae
Exons: 3
Coding region: 1-1590 (529 amino acids)
Biological process (GO): allantoate transport; dipeptide transport; transmembrane transport
Cellular component (GO): plasma membrane
Molecular function (GO): dipeptide transmembrane transporter activity; allantoate transmembrane transporter activity
Source: RefSeq, a predicted model, not a curated record
AUGGGGAAAGAACCUACAGCGGCAACAACCGCUGUCGAUGAGAAGGCUGGUGAGGCGGACCCCACCCUCGCUAUCCAGGAAGCCGCUGAGGAUUUGGGCCUCGAUGUCGGUCACGUCAAAGAGAUCAAGGGGGCGGAUGGCGCCUAUAACUACGCCAGCGCAGUCGCCAUGGAGAUCGAUGAGAAGACAAACAAGCGCUUGGUCCGGAAGAUUGACUGGCACGUCCUGCCGUGGCUGUGCGGGCUCUACGUGCUACAGUAUUUGGACAAGGGAGUCCUCUCCUAUGCCGGUGUCAUGGGUCUCCAAGCGGAGACCAACCUAACCUCCAGUCAAUACACGUGGCUCGGCUCAAUCUACUAUGCUGGUUACAUCGUCUUCGCUCCUGUCCACAACCGCAUGUUCCAGGUCUUCCCGCCGUCGAAGUACAUCGCGUGCUGUGUCAUUGCUUGGGGUGUGGUUCUGACGUGCAUGGCUGCCUGUCAUAACUUCGCCGGCUUGAUGGUCCAACGCACGAUUCUGGGCGCUCUUGAGGCCUCGAUCAACUGCGGCUUCUCCCUCAUUACCGCGGCGUGGUAUCGCAAGUACGAGCAUGGCAGCCGGACCGGCAUCUGGUCGGGCUGUACCGGUGUGGCCACCAUGAUUGGCGGCUUGAUUGCUUUUGGAUGUGUGGAUGGAGAGACGAAACAUCCCGACGCUAACUUCUCAAGUUGGAAGAUCCUGGCCGUCGUUACCGGCAUCGUCUCGAUCGUCUACGGAAUCUGCAUGUUCAUAUUCAUGGCUACCAGUGUUGUGACUGCCAAGUUCUUUAAUGAGGAAGAGCGAACUCAGGCCGUCGAACGGCUGCGAGACAACCAUCAAGGUGUUGGCUCGACGCAGUACAAGCGCUACCAAGCCAUUGAGGCUAUAACCGAUUACAGGACUUGGAUGUACGUUACCUUUGUGCUCUCGUCCCAGAUUCCUGCUGCCGGCCUCGUGCUCCUGCAGUCCAUCAUCAUCAAGUCUCUGGGCUUCACCGUGAAGGAGACUCUUCUCCUCAACAUUCCGCAGGGCGCCAUCAGCGUCAUCUGCAACAUGGGAUUUGGGAUGCUUGCCGAUGUGACGCAUCAGCGCAGCGGGGCUGCCAUUCUCGCGGGCCUCUUCUCCCUCUUCGGUGCCAGCCUGUUCAUCGGCCUCGGGGACCACGGCCACUUCUACCGCAAGUAUGGCCAAUUGGUCGCCUACUUCUUCAUGAGUGGCAGCUGCUCCACGGCCUGGUUCAUUGUCAUUUCCAUGUUGUCGAGCAACGUGCUCGGCACCACCAAGAAGACGACGCUCAACUCCAUCGUCUUCCUCAUCCUCGGCGUCGCCUACCUUGUUGGGCCCCAGACGUUCCGCGAUCCCCCCUUCUACCAGCAUGCCAAGAUCAGCCUGCUCGUGCUCUGGGUCGUCAGCGUGCUCAUCCUCUGUGGCUUCUUUGUGCUCAACACAUGGGAGAACAAGCGGCGGCAGAAGAUGCUCGAGCGCGGUGAGAUCUCGGACGGCCACGGCACGAAUGUCGAGUUCUUGGACUUGACGGACAAGGAGAACAAGCUGUUCCGCUAUGUCAUCUGA